Trematomus bernacchii (emerald rockcod) is the source of this 1470-nucleotide messenger RNA. RefSeq names its product tetratricopeptide repeat domain 29 (gene ttc29). Gene Ontology annotation, molecular function: protein binding. NCBI's taxonomy places the organism in Eukaryota, Metazoa, Chordata, Actinopteri, Perciformes, Nototheniidae. The record is from RefSeq and is a predicted model, not a curated record.
CAGUAGUAGCAUGAGCAACGGUGAAAACUUUGAAAACAAAAGUUUGUUUUAGAAUCAAAAAGUGAAGAUGAACUCAGCAGUAAAACAGCGACAACACUCCGGGCCUUUUCUACCCGAAAUCCCCUCCAAAAACAACAACAAAGGGAGGAAGAGUACUCAGCACAGCCGGAGGAAGCAGCAGAAGGAGUUCCUCCCACCUGGGUCAGAUAAAUCAGCUGAGGUUCUCUCCAAGGCGGAAAUCUCUCUGUUCAGAAACAGUCUGAAGCAAAACAUCUGUGUGGAGCUGCUGCAACAAGGGUUUCACAGGUCGUUCUCUGAGCUGUUCCUCCUCCUCCGCUCUGAUCAGCAGCGCAGAGCGGAGGAAGAAUUUGAAUCAGACGAACUUCCUCUGGAGCAACAGUGGGACAAACUGGAGACUCUGAGACGAUACCUGAGCCGGGCCGAGCAGGCAGAAAACACCUGCUCCUGGACGGUGGUGUGUGACCAGCGUCUGUUCCUCGCUCAGUUCUUCUCGUCUCCGGAGGACCGCUGGCUUUGUUCAUAUUUCUACCACAGCUGUGCGGACCGGGAGCGGGGGGGGCGAUCCAGACCGGCUACUGAGGCCCGGGCCUGCCUCGCUGAGGUCUACCUGCAGCUGGGCGACCUCCAGGCGGCGCGGCAGCAGGCGGAUCAGUGUCUCCAGCAGGCGGGGGUUGAAGGCUGGGUGGAUUCCUCCGGUCGGCCCCUGAGGCUCCGGGCCCUCCGAGCGCUGAGCAGCGUCUACAGCCGGCUGGCCGACGCUCCUCUGGAGGCCCAGGACCACAGCGAGGCCCUCAGGCUGCUGCACAGGGGCCACAGCAUCGCUACUGAGUCUGAAGAUAAAAAGCUUGAAUUCGACGCCUUGCUUCGACUCGGACUGGCCUAUCAGAGCGCAGGAGACCACGACGCAGCCAAACAGCUCUUCAACACCUGCAUGCAGAUCUGUGGCUCGCUGCAUGAUGCUGAAGGACUGGGGAAGUCCUACAAGGCUAUGUCCAAAUCUAUAGAGAGUGAGGGAAACACACAGGAAACACUGGAGUGUCUGGAGAAGUUGGUGGACAUCUGUCGUGAUAACGGGCUGAAACGCAAUCUGGCCGACGCAUUCCUCUGUCUGGGAAAUACCUACUUUACAAUGCGUGAGUACAGCAGAGCCUCUGAGUUCUUCCUGCAGGGUUACGAAGUUUCCUGUGAGCUGGGAGACGUGGCUCUGCUGCAGAAAGCUCAGGUGUUAGUGGGAACUUCUCGCGCUCGCUCUCUGUUCGGGAAGUUCAGCGCUGACGUGGAGUCGUGUUCUCCGGCCGCUCUGAAACGCCUCAUCUCGUGGAAAGAGACGAGAGGACGACAGGAAGUCGGCUCAGAUUCUACAGGAAGUGAUGCUGCUUCUGCCUGGUGCUGAAAAUACAUCCCAUAACAACAACACUGGGGAACACAGCUGCUCUUUAUACCCUGUAA